GGCUAGCCACCGGAGCAAACCCUCAGCGUAUUAUUGUAGGUAUGAGAGAUGGGUAGCGACAAAGAUGGCAGAAGGCGUGAGGCGUGACGUGGACUUCUGUGUGAUCAAAGAUGAGCGUCGCGAGGUCACGUGCAGGGGUGCCGAUGUCACCGAGAAAGCUGUCGGUGAGGACCCAUUACACCGAAGAAUAUCCCCACCAAGGUGAGGCAAGCUAGGCAAGUUAUCACAGGAAAUGAAUUGGGGUCAUCUGUGUCUGUGCCUCCAUACUUUAGAUAGUGUGAUACAAAUC
Molecule: messenger RNA, 289 nt
Organism: Fusarium verticillioides 7600
Lineage: Eukaryota; Fungi; Ascomycota; Sordariomycetes; Hypocreales; Nectriaceae
Exons: 1
Coding region: 65-205 (46 amino acids)
Source: RefSeq, a predicted model, not a curated record